AGUAUAUAUUUUCAGAUAAAAAUGAGUAAUUUCUGUAAAGAGACCUGAAUCCUGACUGAAAAAAGUAUUAAUUGUUAGUUCUUGGUCGCCAUUGUUAAGAAUAGUUUCGAGUGAUUAAAAUCAAAUUUUGGAGGAUUUACUAGGUUAAUGGGUUACAGCUGCAGCGAAGCUGAAAGUUUAAAUGGGCAAUACUUAUAAACUUAAUGUUGACAUGGGGACUAUUUGUGACAAAUUCUGUACAGAAAAAAAGAAAGCUUCCCCUCCACACACGCUUAGUGAGCUACUCUCAACAGUUGGAUUUUCGGAGAUCUCAGAACAGAAUUUAAAUACUGAGCUCAUUAACAAUAUCUGGAUCAGUAGGUUUGUUGAUUAUUUACGGAAACGGAAUCUUGAAGAUGAAGAAACUAGUCUCAAGUUCCUCAUCCUUACCCAGCCCCUGAAAGCUCAGUACAAGAAGACCGGAAGCUACGGAACCAGUAUAGAGCAGCAGAGAUGGAUAUUCUCAUUCAUCUGUUCUUAUUUCCUUAGUGAAGAUUCUACCAAUAUCCUGGCUCUAGAUAAUCAGGCACUAUUUAAUGAUCUCCAGGCUACUCAGGCAUCUAUACAGGCAGAUCUUAAGGUUUCUAGUGAAGCACUAGCUGACCUGCUCCGGGCUCGAGAUGACCUGCUGAUCUGGGAAGAAGGACUGGAACCGGUUUAUUUCAAGUUUCUCCAACCAUACUCUACACCUCACAUCGCCACUCUACUUUCUAUACUGUGAUACAAUACAAUACAUCAACUUUUAUAAUUAUUUCAGAUAUCAUGUCUAAAUAAAACGCCAACAAAUUCGUUUUUAUAAAGAAAAUAUAAAGUUCUGAACAAAAGACAA
Eurytemora carolleeae is the source of this 868-nucleotide messenger RNA. RefSeq lists its product as uncharacterized. The transcript has 7 exons. NCBI's taxonomy places the organism in Eukaryota, Metazoa, Arthropoda, Copepoda, Calanoida, Temoridae. The coding region runs from base 182 to 760 and encodes 192 amino acids. The record is from RefSeq and is a predicted model, not a curated record.